AUUCUUGCUACCAACAGCCUGUUUCCUCAGAUGGACUCUUAAUCGACACACCACUCGGCACAUUGCUUUAGCCUUACCGCCGGCGUUCGUUUCAACAGAUCAAUACUCAGUUACUUGCACCUCUUCAUUCGACAUCUGCAUUUAACAAUUCCACAAAGUCAAACAUGGCCUUCGAAACAGUCCACGAAGCUACCGAGCUCACUGAGCAACAGCCUCGUAUCUCCCACGAGCAAACCAAAUCCGAUGCCGAUUACGACCCUUGCCAAACUGCCAAAAUAACCUCCCCUUUCUACCUUUACAAGCACGACUCUCCUCGACCCUCCUUCGAUGUCAGCAAAUCAACGCCUAGAUUGUCUCAACGGGACCUCGAAGCUGGCAUGAACGAUCUGUCACCGAGCGUAUCUCAAGAGAAGCGAGACGCGCAAAGUUCGGAAAACCGAAGAUCGCGAAUUCAGGACAAGAAGAAGCAAUGCUUGACAAAACCUAAACAACGUGGCUGUGCGUGGUUAAAGCAAUUGCCCCCCAGACAAAGGCUGAUGGUCAAGUUGUUGAUUGCCCUGGUCAUUAUUGGUGCUAUGGUGGGCCUCGCGGUGGGAAUCACAAUUGCGGUACAUGGUGGAGUCUACAAGAAUAACAAUCAGACUACAUCGAUCGGUUGAGUGGUUCAAUCUGAGAGGUUAAGAACGACGAUUUUUUUUCAUCAUUACCGAAGCAAGGAGUACGGAGUCCAUCAAGCGUACACGUUAUUGAAUAUG
Messenger RNA from Exophiala viscosa, 755 nucleotides. RefSeq lists its product as uncharacterized. The transcript has a single exon. The record is from RefSeq and is a predicted model, not a curated record. Lineage: Eukaryota; Fungi; Ascomycota; Eurotiomycetes; Chaetothyriales; Herpotrichiellaceae. Bases 165 to 659 code for a protein of 164 amino acids.